Molecule: messenger RNA, 878 nt
Organism: Dissoconium aciculare CBS 342.82
Lineage: Eukaryota; Fungi; Ascomycota; Dothideomycetes; Mycosphaerellales; Dissoconiaceae
Exons: 2
Coding region: 225-689 (154 amino acids)
Source: RefSeq, a predicted model, not a curated record
ACCGGAUAGGCACGCAUGCCUCCCCUAAAGCCCGAUUAUGUAGGGGCUACAUUGCUGCGCCCGUCGGCAUCGUGAAAGCACACAUGCACAAAGUUUAUUGAUGAUGAGUGACGUCAUCGUAUGAUAUAUAUGAUGUCGCCUGUGACUUCUCUGAUCAUUGAGAUACGUCCAAACCACGUCCGAUUACCUUUGAAGUUUAUCAAACAUUCUUAUCAGCUAUCAUCAUGUCCAUUCAAGGGUGUCAGAACUUGACCGCGAUUGACCCAAGCGGAAUCAAUUCCAACUCUUUCUGCUAUGUAGUGGGCGGUACUCCUGGGCUAGAUUCCUGCUGCAAACAAUUGGGCAACAGUACCGUACAAGUGUCGGGUUGCAAUGCCUGGUGUCAGCUUCCAAAGGAAAUAACCCUGGGCGCAUAUGGCGGAAAUGAUGCGUUCGGCCAAUGCGUUAAAAGCCUCCCGAACUACUCCUCCCCUGGGUUGGGUUGUCGCUACUCUGACUCGGAACCUACCACUACCACUUCCACCUCGUCUACACCGGCCCCCUCUUCGACUACAACUACAUCUGCUACCAACACACCGGGAAAAGGCGCUGCAGUGCACGUACAGAGCAUGAGUUUAACGACUGUUCUCGUCUCUGCGCUUCUCGUUGGGGGAUUUGUGUCAUCGGGUGCACUACUUGGUCUAGCUUGAUGUAUAUGAGGCUGCCAGGAAGAUAAUCCACACACGAAACUCGUGUUUGCAAGGCUUGUUUGCUCACGCCGUAAAUGCUUCGUAAUCUCACAUACAGGUAGUUCCCAGUAGUAGUUUGCAAAGACCCGGAGAGGCUUAGCAUUAACAUCUGCAGGUCUUUUCAGACCCUCUGUUGAUCGUUAAUCCGCC